Serinus canaria (Common canary) is the source of this 4852-nucleotide messenger RNA. It is a transcript of the gene SHC1, whose product is annotated as SHC adaptor protein 1. Gene Ontology annotation, biological process: cell surface receptor protein tyrosine kinase signaling pathway; intracellular signal transduction. Gene Ontology annotation, molecular function: receptor tyrosine kinase binding. The record is from RefSeq and is a predicted model, not a curated record. Gene Ontology annotation, cellular component: plasma membrane. The coding region runs from base 2100 to 4067 and encodes 655 amino acids. The transcript has 12 exons. NCBI's taxonomy places the organism in Eukaryota, Metazoa, Chordata, Aves, Passeriformes, Fringillidae.
GGCAGAAAGGGGCUAAGGAGACACUCCUGCCCCCUUGCAAUUCCCUCCUGCUCUCAUCCUGGGGAAGCAUCACAGCUCACAGAGCUGCCAUGCCAGGGAAGCCCAGACCCACAUCAACCACUGGCCAGUCCAUCAUGGGCAAACUCCACUGCUCUGUGGCCACUUGAUGCUGCCCAGCCAGGCUCCCCUGGCAACAGGGCUGCACUGGCCCCUCACCGGGCCAGCAACUUCCUGGCUCCGGGCUUCCUGCUUUUCUUUAGAGGAGUGGUGCUGCAGCCACAGGAAGGUCACAGCACUGAACAGCCGGGGGCCCCUGGAGGGGACAGUCUCUGUGUGGAACAGCCAGCACAGUCUCUCUGUGCCUGUGGAACCACCAUGGCUGAGCUCGGGGGGGCUGGCCUUCACAGAGCUAGUGUGUAUGGCCAAAGAGAUGCUUCAGUGACGGGCCCCCACGUGCCACAGCCCCUCGCAUCACAGAGGUGGCAAUUUCGAGCCCUGUUGUGGCUUUCCUUUCCCUGCCCCCAUGGCAGUGUGCCAGGCUUUGUGAAGUGGGGCAGGCAGCUGCCGGUGCCAAGCAGUGCUGGGCAAAGGCUCCAAGCAAGGAGAACCUUUUCCUUGGCCUGGAUUUACCCAGUAUUGGUUUGGUGGACAGAGCACCUGGUGGUUCGUAAAGAUCUGGCUUGUGAUGUGUCAGGGGUUGGGUUCUGACUGAACUCCUUGCCUCAUCCUAGAGGGGAUGGGGGGAGCUCUUGUCCCUCAGUGGGGCCAGGGCUGUGGAGGGCAGCUCAGUCGGGCUGGCCCAAGUUCCUGCUGCAUGCAAGUCGAGGACAGGGCAACAGGGGAGACCUGCCCCUGAGCCCCCUGAUCCACAGGUGGGAGUUUCACCCAGCCCCCCGAGGCUGAAGGGACCAACUUUGCCCCCGGCACGUUCUUGCCGCCCGCUCCCGCUGCUAGCUCCGCCUGUGACCUUGAUUUUUCUGCUCCAGAUAAGCGCUGCGUCCCCACCCCUUGCCGGGAGCCCCUCCUGCGCUGCGCCCCAGCCCCAGCGCAGCCCGCGCCGCGGGCAGAGCCUGCCCCGCCGCCUGUGAGUCAGCACAGCUCUUCCGAUCAGCUGCAGCCCCUUCAUCUCUUCUCCCGGGAGGAGCAGCUGGGAUGCGGGAAGCAGCAGCGAUUAGCUGCAGCCUCUCCCACAGGCUCCCCACCACGGCUGGGGGUUUGUGCUGAGCCCUACCUUGCCCAGCGCACUGCCUACCUGUAUCCUGCUCCUGGCCGUCCUCUCUCCCAGCAGCCCUCCAGGCAAGAUCUGUGCUCUCAAAGGACUGCAUGUCCACGUAUUCCAGGAAGGUGCGAGCACCGGUGUCAUCUCAGCAUCGCUGCUCCCCACAGCAGAGCCCAGCAAGCCAACAGCAGCUGCUCGCCGCUGGCACGUGGGUUGCGUGGUGCUGGCUGCCACAGAAGGACCUUGUUCCCUCCUGGACAGUACUUGGAGCAGGGCUGGGAUGGGCUUGGAUGUGCUCUGUGUCUGCCUCAUCUCCGGGCUUUAAAUAUUCAUGGUUUUGAUUUUCUCUUAGCGGGCAGCGGCACAGGAGCUGAAGUGAGCUGUGGGGAGGAGGGUGGCUGUGCUGAGCCCAGCAGCAGGGCAGAGGGAGCUGGAGCUGGUCCUGGAUGAAGACAAUGGCUUUUGUUGCUGGCCGGUGUUGAAGUGGCAAGGGGCUUGAGGACCUUCAGGCUGGGCCCAGAGCAUUCUGAGCUCCCCUCCCUGUGCUAGCAGCUUGCCAGGGUGUCAUCGCAGCCCCAUUUCCUCCCUGCUGUAGCGCGUUGCUCUCAGUCUGAAGGGAUCUGCACAUCCUUGCUGCCGCCGAUCACGAUUGACCAGCUGUGCCUGCACAGUGCCAGGCAGCCCCUGGACCUGCUGCCAGCCAUGUCGGGCUGGCGUGGACCUAGCGCAGAAUUCGGCCGAGGCUUCUGCUUGGGGGCAGCUUCCUGGUGGCUGCAGGCACUUGGACUCUCUGCGGGGCCUCUGUGAGGCCCAGCUGGCUGCAUCCGCCCUACUGCCACUCAGGACAGGGUGGCUGUGGCCCUUCUCACCUGUCUCCAGCAUGGAUCUCCUGCAAAAGAGCAAAUACAGCCACCUGCGGAAUGAGUCUGUCUCCUCUCCGGAGGAGGCCGUGGCGGGCCUGGGAGUCCUGCCCUCCCCAGUGGAGUCCCUUGCAAGCAUGCAGUCUCUGCCUGGUUCCCUGUCCUCCUCCCUCAGCCACACUGCACCUCUCGGAGAGCUCUCACCUGAGUUGGAGGAGAGCCCUACCACCCUCUGCUCGUUCUUCCCCAAAAUGGCCAACCUGAAGCUCUCCAAUCCCGCCAACUUGAUCAGCUUGCGGGGCUCUGCAUCCAGCAGCAGCCCAGGGGAGCCUGGUCCCCCUGGGGUGCCAGCACUAGUGCCAGGGGGUGGUGCGAGCCCCGGCUCAGGGAGACCUGUUGCUGUCUGUUCCCAGGAUAUGAACAAGCUGAGCUGUGGGAAGAAGACACGGGUGGAAGGUGGCCAGCUGGGGGGUGAUGAGUGGACCCGCCAUGGCAGCUUUGUCAAUAAGCCCACCCGUGGCUGGCUGCAUCCAGAUGACAAGGUCAUGGGCUCUGGGGUCUCCUACCAUGUCCGGUACAUGGGCUGUGUGGAAGUGCUCCAGUCCAUGAGGGCUCUGGAUUUCAACACCAGGACACAGGUGACCAGGGAGGCCAUUGGGCUGGUAUGUGAGGCUGUGCCUGGUGCCAAGGGAGCUGUGAGGAGGAGGAAGCCCUGCAGCCGCUCCCUGAACUCCAUCCUGGGCAAGAGCAACCUGAAGUUUGCAGGCAUGCCCAUCACCCUGACCAUCUCCACCAGCAGCCUCAACCUCAUGGCCUCAGACUGCAAGCAGAUCAUCGCCAACCACCACAUGCAGUCUAUUUCCUUUGCAUCAGGGGGAGACCCGGACACAGCUGAAUAUGUUGCCUAUGUUGCCAAAGACCCCGUCAAUCAGAGAGCCUGCCAUAUCCUGGAGUGUCCUGAAGGCUUGGCACAGGAUGUGAUCAGCACCAUCGGGCAGGCCUUUGAGCUGCGCUUCAAGCAGUACCUGAAGAACCCUCCAAAGCUGGUGACCCCCCACGACAGGAUGGCAGGGUUUGAUGGCUCUGCCUGGGAUGAAGAAGAGGAGGAACCAGCCCCAGAUCACCAGUACUACAACGACUUCCCUGGCAAGGAACCUCCCAUUGGGGGGGUCGUGGACAUGCGGCUGCAGGAUGGGGCUGCUCAGACCCCAAAUCACUUGGGUGCCACACUGGGUAUGGGGAGCAGGAAGGGGGAUGAGCAGGAAAAGGGGAUGGGGGCUCAUCACUGCCUCUCCCUGCAGCCUGUUGGCCAAUCCAGUGGGGAGUAUGACCCCCAGAAGCAGCAUGCUCCUGCCCAAGCAGGGAGAGAGAAGUACCCAGCGUCAGCAGGCACGUCUGGGCGCACCGACCUCUUUGAUGACCCGUCCUAUGUCAACGUGCAGAACAUAGACAAGACACGCCAAGCUCCAGCUGCCAGCACCCCUGCCACAGCCAAUGGCAGCACACAGAGAGACCUCUUUGACAUGAGGACAAAGGAUCGUUUUGUCACUCCAUCAACAAGAGGCACAUUCCUAUACUGCUCCUCUGUCCUUGCAGAGCCCUUUGAAGAUGCCCUGCGUGUGCCCCCAUCUGUGCCUGUGGGGCUGCCCCCUGCCCAGGUGGUGGCCUCCAUGGAGGAGCAGCUGAGACGGGAGCCCUGGUACCAUGGCAAAAUGAGCCGCAAGGAGGCUGAGAAGCUGCUGAAGGUGAACGGGGACUUCCUGGUGAGGGAGAGCACCACCACCCCGGGCCAGUAUGUGCUGACUGGCUUGCAGGGUGGGCAGCCCAAGCAUCUGCUGCUCGUCGAUCCCGAGGGAGUGGUGCGGACAAAAGACCAUCGCUUUGAGAGCGUCAGCCACCUCAUCAGCUACCACAUGGACAAUCACCUGCCCAUUAUCUCGGCCGGCAGUGAGAUGUGCCUGCAGCAACCCGUGGAGAGGAGACUGUGAGCGCCCGGGGACCCCAGUGCACGGCACCCCCCAGUACGCAGCCCUCCGGCUGUGUUCAUGCCCCAGGGAGCCCUCAGACUCUUCAUGUGUUCCACCCGGGACUGAGCAUGGACUUGCCUGAGGACAGGGCCUCUCUCCUUUCACCACGUGGAGCUGGUGGCCAUGGGGGGCUCAGGCUGUGAGUGCCUGCAGGGCAGGGAACUGUUCUUGUAAAGCCCAUGCCCCUCCAGCUCCAGCCUUUGCAGAGCAGCUCAGCUCCUACCAAAACCCAGCCCUGCUGCUGUGCCACAGCCAUUCUUGUGCUCACCAGCACGGGCUCAUGACUGGCAGGACUGAGCCCCGCUGAGCCAGAGGCAGCCUGUCCUUAUCUCUGGCCCCUGGGCCAAGGAGGGGGCCCACGGGGGGCUCCGCUCCCCCCAAACACGAGGCCCUCAACUGUACCGGAUCACUUUACGUGUUAACUCUGUGCCUUGACCCCGCAGGUCCCACACUCUUAUGCAAGGGCAGGGGCUGGUUACAGAGCCUCCCCCGUGUUCCCAGCACCCUGUACACCCUCCGUGACAUGCUUGUGCUCCAGGACACGUGCCACAACGUCCCCUUCCUCCCUGCCCGUCCCGGCUGGGCAAGGGCAGCUCUGGCAACCCCGGGAGGUUGGUGGGAGGACCCUCCUGCAUGCACAGUGUAACUCCCCCGAGCCAAAGCGCAGACCCGCCCCUCGCAGCCCCAGGCCCCUGCCCCGCUAUACCAAAGGAACUGGCGGUUGUAUUAAAGUUGGUAUUUCUCUA